Stomoxys calcitrans (stable fly) is the source of this 407-nucleotide messenger RNA. RefSeq lists its product as uncharacterized. The record is from RefSeq and is a predicted model, not a curated record. The transcript is spliced from 3 exons. The coding region runs from base 45 to 353 and encodes 102 amino acids. Lineage: Eukaryota; Metazoa; Arthropoda; Insecta; Diptera; Muscidae.
GAUAGAAGGCAUAGUUGGAAUCAGUUCGCAAUUAAGACAACAUCAUGAAAUUAUUUUGCUUUGCUUUGUUUAUGGCAUUGUUUGCUACAGGUUUUGCUAGUCUCUUGCAUGGAGUUUUCAAAGAUGAUGCCCAUCCUGGCAAAUGUGUUUACAAGGGUCUAGUUUUGGCACCCGGUGAAGAAGGAAAAGUCAAAGGAGAAUGUUUGCGUGUGACGUGUGAAAAUGCCGAUGGAUUAACAGAACUUGCUGGCUGCCCAGUGCAAGGGGUAGAGCCCCCUUGUAAAUUGGGAGAUUACGUUAAUCUUGAUGCCCCCUAUGGAGAGUGCUGUAAAAGACAAAUCCUAUGUGAUUAGAGUACGAAAUUGUAAAAAUUUACAAAAAUAAACACUAUGCAUUUACAAAACAAA